AUGUCAAUUGCAAUGUCCUCAGCUACAAAACUUUGUUCACUAUUUCCUACUUACCGUCAACGCUCUCCAUCGAGGGCGCAUGUGUGUAACAACACUUUGCAAUCUGAUAAGUUUCCAAGAAUUGCCGCAACCUCCACCGGAUCUAUUCAACCCGCUCAUCUCGUUCAAAUCGCUACACUUGCUGCCAACACCGGUGCUCAGGUUGUGAUGGAUGCUGUUAAUAAGCCGCGGAAUAUUACAUAUAAAGGAUUAACCGACUUGGUCACUGAAACGGAUAAAAUGAGUGAAGCUGCCAUAUUACAAGUGGUGAAAAAGAAUUUUGAAGAUCACCUUAUUCUUGGAGAAGAAGGAGGCAUUAUAGGACAAGUAGCUUCUGAUUAUCUCUGGUGCAUUGAUCCCUUAGAUGGGACAACAAACUUUGCACAUGGCUAUCCCAGCUUUGCUGUCUCUGUUGGGGUUCUAUAUCGAGGAAAACCUACUGCUGCUACAGUGGUUGAGUUUGUUGGCGGUCCUAUGUGUUGGAAUACUCGCAUUUUCACUGCAACUGCUGGAGGUGGAGCAUUCUGCAAUGGCCAAAGGAUCCAAGUUAGUUCAACUAAUCAGGUGGAACAAUCUCUUCUAGUGACGGGUUUUGGGUAUGAUCAUGAUGAAGCCUGGGCUACUAACAUAGACUUAUUCAAAGAAUUUACAGACGUCAGCAGGGGAGUAAGGCGGCUUGGUGCAGCUGCAGUGGAUAUGUGUCAUGUGGCUUUAGGAAUUGUAGAAGCUUAUUGGGAAUAUCGUCUCAAGCCAUGGGAUAUGGCUGCUGGUGUUUUGGACUCUAUUCACUUCUUGCUCUUCCUGGAGUACACUUUCACGUUGUUUCAUGGUGCAGUUUCUGUUGUAGGGGUUGCAGUUUCUACUACAAUUUCCUCUGUAUUUUUUGACGUAGUUUCAUCUGGUCCACAUGUAGGUUCUGCAAUUUCUGUUGCAUUUUCAUUUGGUUCAGGUGUAGGUUUUGAUGCCUCUGCAGUGAGUUUGGGUUCAGUUAGUUCAAGUUCCAAAAGUUGGGAUUCCGCCACUUCAAUUGGAAAGGUGUUCUCCCCCUGA
Molecule: messenger RNA, 1089 nt
Organism: Vicia faba (fava bean)
Lineage: Eukaryota; Viridiplantae; Streptophyta; Magnoliopsida; Fabales; Fabaceae
Source: the annotation of a GenBank genome assembly